Messenger RNA from Drosophila persimilis, 3753 nucleotides. RefSeq names its product voltage-gated potassium channel subunit beta-2 (gene Hk). Bases 836 to 2590 code for a protein of 584 amino acids. Gene Ontology annotation, cellular component: cytoplasm; voltage-gated potassium channel complex. Gene Ontology annotation, biological process: regulation of potassium ion transmembrane transport; potassium ion transport. The transcript has 8 exons. The record is from RefSeq and is a predicted model, not a curated record. Lineage: Eukaryota; Metazoa; Arthropoda; Insecta; Diptera; Drosophilidae. Gene Ontology annotation, molecular function: potassium channel regulator activity; transmembrane transporter binding; voltage-gated potassium channel activity.
UUUGAUCAAAAAUCUGCUGGAAAUGUCUGCCUUUUGGCAAAAGCCAAUGCACUUUGUGGCUGAAGAGCAGUUUCCCCACAAAUCCCCCCAAAGAAUAAUACAGAACACUCGAAAUUUGUUUGGAGGAGCCUCCCACUGUGUUUGCAUAUAAGUAUUAUACACAUACCCAUCUCCAGCAAUGAAACUAAAUAUGGGUUAGUCUUUAUCUCAAUGGUAGAGAGCAAAGAGCACUGCUGGGGAUACAAAAAAACAAAAGGGGGACACAACAUCUGUGCCACAGUGGCAGCCAGCAGUGUUCCCCUGCGGAUUUGGGCUCCAAUUUCUGGUGUGGCUGUAUUCCUUUGAGCCAAAACAAACACACAAAAAACCCAGAACAGAACAGAACACAACACAAAAAAAGGAAAAAGGGAAGGAAAGAAAAUGGUUCAAUAACUCCGCGUGCUGAACUUUAAUGUCGUGUGAAUUGCAUUAGAGCCAGACAGAAACCGAGCCAGAAGCCGAAACAGAAACAGAAACAGGAACAACAGCCACACAAGAGAAAUUGUGUUUAUAUAUCGGGCUUGAAAUAAGGAAAAGUCUUAAACCUGAAAAUCCAUCAAAACAGCAAACUUUUAUCGACUGGACUUUGCCUUAAAGAUGCUAGAAAAGACAUUUCCAUUGUGAUUUGUAGUCCAGUUUUAGUAGGAUAUAAACAAACAAAAAAACACCUAUGAGAAAAAUUAUAGAAAAUUAUAAAAAAUUCAAGAAAAUCAGCAGCAAUGGCGUCCAGUAGUGUCUAACCAAUAAAAAUCAGAAAUAAAAUAACAGGAAACGGCCGCAGCCGAAAACUAAAAAGAUGUCCAUGGCAUUGUGCAACCUGAACAGCGACGGCAGUCAAGCUCCGCCGCAGCAGCCGCAGCAAUCACAGGCUGCCGCUGCCGCUGGCGCUGCCACAAGCGCCGCAGGAGCAGGGGCAGGGGCAGGACACACACAGGAGAGCAUACUCGACGCGAGCAAUGCCACAACGCCGCUGCUGCUGGGACACGAGCAGGGCAGCAGCAGCACUGCCGGAGAGAGAGCGCCAGAGCGAGAGCGCGGCGGCGAUGUUGUGGAUGGCACUGCAACAUCGAUACCCAUGCCACUGGAAAUGGUGGGAGCUGUGGAGCAGCACCAGCAGCAGCAGUUAUCGCUGCCAACGCCACUGCCAAUGCUCAAUGGCAGCCAUAUAAUGAUGGCAUUGCCAGGCGGAAAUUUGAAUUUUGUAACGGGAACGACUGCGCAGGCAGCCGUGACGCAGCAGCAGCAGCAGCAGCAGCGGAUGAUAAGCAACGGCGCAGUUGCGCCCUCGACCAAUGACAGCAAUAAUAACAAUAAUCCCAACAACAAUGUGGACAAUACGAGCGACGACUCGAAUCCGGUCACAAUUUACAGGUGCCGGGCUCCAAUCGCGUCACUCGACUGUAUGGAGGAGUUCAGUGGUACGGGCGGUCAUCUUGAUUUCGGCCGCUCGAUAAGUCUCGGCUCGAACCCGGCCUUGCCGCUGCGCCACGGCUCGACACCGACGCCGGGACUGCGGUACAAGAAUCUGGGCAAGAGCGGCCUGAGGAUCUCCAAUGUGGGCCUGGGCACCUGGCCCGUCUUCUCGCCGGGCGUCAGCGACGAGCAGGCGGAGGCCAUCCUCAAGCUGGCCAUCGAGAGCGGCAUCAAUCUGUUUGACAUCUCGGAGGCCCACUCCGAGACGGAGAUCGGUAAGAUACUGCAGCGCGCGGGCUGGAAGCGUACCGCCUAUGUCAUCACCACGAAGGUCUACUGGAGCACCAAGUCCGAGGAGCGGGGCCUCUCGCGCAAACACAUCAUCGAGUGCGUGCGGGCCAGUCUGCAGCGCCUGCAGCUGCAGUACAUCGACAUUGUCAUCAUCCACAAGGCGGAUCCUAUGUGCCCCAUGGAGGAAGUGGUUCGUGCCAUGAGCUAUGUGAUACAGCAGGGUUGGGCUAUGUACUGGGGGACGGCACGAUGGAGCCAGGUGGAGAUCAUGGAGGCCUACACCAACUGCCGGCAGUUCAACUGCAUCACCCCGAUCGUGGAACAGUCCGAGUACCACAUGUUCUGCCGCGAGAAGUGCGAGCUCUAUCUGCCCGAGAUGUACAACAAGAUCGGGGUGGGCCUCAUGGCCUGGGGUCCGUUGUCGAUGGCCCUGAGCGACACCCAGAACGGGGACAAGAUCUUUCUGCCCAAGGGCUCGUUCAAGACGAAGAGUUUCUCUUGGACCGAAGACGAGAUCAAUCGGAAUGCUGCUCUUUCGCCGCAAGGCAGCUGGGGCAAGGACCGUAUCGAGGAGGGGCGUCGCCACUGCGACCGACUGCGCGACCUGGCCGCCCUGGCCGAGAAGCUGGGCUGCAGUCCCACGCAGCUUUCGAUCGCCUGGUCGCUCAAGCACGAGCCCGUCCAGUGCCUUCUCCUGGGCGCCACCUCUGCCGAGCAGCUGCACCAGUCUCUGCAGUCCCUGCAGCUACUGCCGCGCCUGUCAUCGAGCGUAAUGCUGGAAUUGGAGCGGAUAUUGGAGAAUAAACCGGUACGGCCGCCAAUGAUAUCGACGCUGGCGCUUCGGUGACAAUCAGCCUGCCCGCAGGGGCCGCUCAGCCUGAGCGGGGGAGGUCCCUGCGGCGCCGAUUCGCCGAAGCAUGUCGAGGAUGAGGCCUUCAUCGAGGAGGUGGACGCUGCCAAGGAUGCUGCGAAGCAGGGUUUCUGUCUCAUUCAGUGACGAAAGGAGUCCUUAGAUAAUGAUAAUAAAUUUUUGAAAGUGAUUAGUAGUAAAACUAGCCUAAGUAGCAAUACUAUGACGACAACAAUAAGCAAGCAAGAACUACAACAACAGCAGCAGCAGCAGCAGCAGCAGCAUCAGGCCAUCACCAUCCGCAGCAGCUCGAUGACAGUCGCAGGAGGAGGAGCAGGACCAGGAGCGGCAGCAGGAGCGGCAGCAGGAGCGGCACCUCUUCCCUCUCAGUCACAAUUUGACACGCUCAACAACAACUACGGCAGCAGCCUCACUAAUACCAAUACCAAUAUGAACAUCAGCGAGACACCGCCACGUCGCUCCCUGCUCAACUUCAAGUCCCUGGACUUUCACAUCAAAUCCCUCUACAGCGGACUGCGCACCGGCAGCACAAGCCCCGGCAAUGCGAACAGCUCUCCGGGUGGUGUCCAGGUGCUAGCGGCGGACGGAGGCCAGCGACGGAUGCCGUAUCUGCGCAUCGAGAGCGUCGAUCCAGACGGAGAGCCGUGCGCGGGACCAUCCUCCAGACGAGAGUCGGUUGUGGGUCAGCGAUUGCAGGUCUCGCCCAGCCUCCUCUCUCCAUACAGCGGCGGAGGUGCAGGUGGAGGUGUGGGAGGGGGUGGAACAGGAGCCAGCCUGCUGAUGCCCUCAUCGGAUGGUUCAACCAUACGCCGCUCCUCCACCUCCGACAUUGUGGCCUGCCGUCGAGGCGGCGGAUCCCAGGACAGUCGCCGGCCCAGCACCUCGGAUCUGCUGCGGCGGGCCAGGGAGAGGCGGGGCAGCGAGGCCCGCAUGGGGCGCAGUGUCUCGCACGGCGGACUGACGCGAGGUGGUGGCUCCUUUGGCGGGGGCCUGGGUGGAAGACGCACCAGUAUGGCCUUCUAAAUGAGACAAGCGAAGCGAGGCAGGAGAUCAAAUCAGAAAUCGGCUGACUAAAUGGCGCUUAUGAAUUUUUAUCUAGAGAAAAAAAAACAAAACAAAAAUAUCAGCGUGUAAGAAAA